Suillus fuscotomentosus is the source of this 1176-nucleotide messenger RNA. RefSeq lists its product as uncharacterized. NCBI's taxonomy places the organism in Eukaryota, Fungi, Basidiomycota, Agaricomycetes, Boletales, Suillaceae. The coding region runs from base 1 to 1176 and encodes 391 amino acids. The transcript has 6 exons. The record is from RefSeq and is a predicted model, not a curated record.
AUGUAUCCUGGACAUGGACAGCGACAGCCUAGUAGGGCUCCCAAUGACCUGCAAAACCAGUUUAAUCCAGCGAUACACCAUGGAACUGAGCCGGAGCCUUACAGUAACCAGUUCAAUCCUGGAGAUUCCUCCCUCAGCCUUCCGAACCAUGGCUUGCCCCGGCGUGACGAAUGUUUUAGUGCUGGGAUGGGGGGACAACAGGAUGGACCUGUUGCACAAACCCCUGCGCCUGGAUCCUUUCAGCGGCACCUGCAGGAUGCUCCACUGUAUCCCUACCGAGCUGCAGUGACUCUGCAUGCUGGAGGAACAUCGCACCUAGGUCAGACUCUGACACCAUUCACUGGAAGCCAGCCGUCAUCUCGAGGACAGUCCGUGGGUCCAGUGACGCAGCACGGGACUCCAUUGGAUGGCUAUACUCAGCCCCAGAACUACGGCAACCAAUCAUUCUAUUCAAUGCAUCAGCGUCAAAUGGGACAUCAUAGCGGCACACCUCAUAAUGAUCUUGAUACCCCCGUAGAUCACUCGUCCUUGAAUUCAACUGUAGCUCGUCUUGUAUCUGAAGUGCAAAACCUGAAGGACGUCACUCAGAACCUGCUGUUUUCCAAUAAUGAGCUUCAGCAAUCAAACGACUCACUCAAGGCAUGCAUUCAGGUAAAUGAAGAAGCCGUCGAGGAGAUCUUGAAGACCAACAGCAACAGGAAAAAAGUUGGCAACAGAAACAUAUCGAAUUCACAUGCAGCCUUGAAACCAAUAAUCCACCCUUACUUUUUUGAACUUUGUGAUAUUAAUCCGUGCCUCAGCAAAUCAAAGCGCAUAAAGCUGUUGGGAGCUGUCAAACCUUUGGGUAAUGGGGAACCUCACGAGGCAGUAUCUACCAAGAUAGUUUGGCACCCGAACUGGCUUGGUAACGUUGAUGAUGAUGUCAACGCACUGUACAUCAAGGAGAUCGUCAACCUGGUAUGGGAAAAUGAGAAGGCACGCUGCGAGAAUCCUAACGCCAAGCAUGAGAUCGCUAAUGAAGACUAUGACCUCACUAUCAUCACCGAGUGCGUGAAAACGUACUUUCGAAACAUUCAUAAGCAAGCAAGCAACCAGGUCAACGACGAUAAGGCAGCCAAAGCUCUGGAACGCAAAGAUAGAUUGCGACAGCAUUCACGUCGUCAAGCACUGCGUUGA